UUAUUAUUUGAAUCGGCUGUGUAGAGCUAGGGCAAAAACCAAACACCCCUUGGUGUCCCCAGGUCCGAAUUUGGAAAAUGCUGGACUAGGGGAUGCUCCUUUCUGUGAUAAGCAGUGUACUGUCUAGUUUUCCUACCUGAACAUUUCGAGAAGUUCCUCACAGACGAGAACAGCUGUGGUUUGUCCAUGACAUGGCUGGAGACUGUAUCAGUAACGAUGGAUGUCAGCAAAAAUGGUUUUCACAGAGACCUGGUCACCACAGUUGAUUUCGGUCCUGGUUUUCCAGAUGGCCUCGAGGCUCUGCUGGUUCACAGACUACCCAGUGGGAUCUACAUUGAUCAAUACCAACUUGCAUCUCUGAAAGAGGACACUGGUUUACAGGUGCUUUUGGGUUCAGUGGUUGACUUGGAGGCUCCAGCACACACAUCUGAGGAAUUCAUUGUUCUUGUGUAUCCUGCUCUGGACCAAGGAAGUCUCAAAGCAACACUCCCUAUCCAUGGCCGUUAUCACAAGCCCUCUCUUGCAGGGAAGAGAUUUGAACUUGUUGAAAUUAAACUUCCAAAGCUAAUACUCAGGACAGAUACAUGUACACAGCUCAUUUCCUUUCCUCCUUACAAAAUUGUGGACGCACCCUGCACUGUCCACAACUUAAGCAUAUGCCAAUGGCUUGAUAUCCAACAUCUACAGGAGCAGGAUCCUGUGAGUUUGGAGAUACCACUUGGUGAUGGGUCUCUGGUGGAGCCUGUGUGUGCUGGAACUCUGCUGGUCACACUGCUGUGCUGUGUCAUCCUUUCAAGAAGUAUCUGGAGGCAUGGUGUUUUUUAAGACAAUGUUAUACUGACUUAAUAAUGUACUGUACAUUAAGAAAUAUCCAGGGAUUCAUUUGCAACUGGACUAUUUAGCUUUUUUUCCCAAUGACUUUUUAAAACAUUUUUAUUAAGUAAUUGGUACACUGCUUCCAUAUGUUUUUGUGUCAUUAAAGAACCGUUGAUUGGA
This is a messenger RNA of Salmo salar (Atlantic salmon), 996 nucleotides long. RefSeq names its product phosphatidylinositol glycan anchor biosynthesis, class X (gene pigx). Gene Ontology annotation, cellular component: endoplasmic reticulum membrane. The record is from RefSeq and is a predicted model, not a curated record. Gene Ontology annotation, biological process: GPI anchor biosynthetic process. Lineage: Eukaryota; Metazoa; Chordata; Actinopteri; Salmoniformes; Salmonidae.